CAGAACAUGCCUCUGACAGAGAACCUCCUUCAUCCUGCUCCAGAAGAGAAGAGGAAACACAGGAAAAAGCGCCUGGUGCAGAGACCCAGCUCCUACACUAUGGAUGGGAAAUGCCCAGGAUGCUAUAAAAUCACCACCGCCUUUAGCCACGCACCAAUGGUCGUCUUGUGUGUUGGCUGCACCACUGUUCUCUGUCAGCCUACAGGCCAAAGAGCAAGGCUGACAGGAGGAUGCUCCUCCAGGAGGAGGCAGCACUGAAAGUACCUGAUUCAAGAUUAGGGGGAACCACCCCAAUGA
This is a messenger RNA of Acomys russatus (golden spiny mouse), 297 nucleotides long. Its product is annotated as 40S ribosomal protein S27-like. The record is from RefSeq and is a predicted model, not a curated record. Gene Ontology annotation, biological process: ribosomal small subunit assembly; translation. The transcript has a single exon. The coding region runs from base 7 to 258 and encodes 83 amino acids. NCBI's taxonomy places the organism in Eukaryota, Metazoa, Chordata, Mammalia, Rodentia, Muridae. Gene Ontology annotation, cellular component: ribosome; cytosolic small ribosomal subunit. Gene Ontology annotation, molecular function: structural constituent of ribosome; RNA binding.